This is a messenger RNA of Nematolebias whitei (Rio pearlfish), 1282 nucleotides long. RefSeq names its product gap junction Cx32.2 protein. NCBI's taxonomy places the organism in Eukaryota, Metazoa, Chordata, Actinopteri, Cyprinodontiformes, Rivulidae. Gene Ontology annotation, biological process: cell communication. Gene Ontology annotation, cellular component: connexin complex. The transcript has 3 exons. The coding region runs from base 135 to 917 and encodes 260 amino acids. The record is from RefSeq and is a predicted model, not a curated record.
GAGCAACAGCAUCUGAUCUAAAGUUCAAGGUACCGUGGACAGGUUGUGUUGGGGCGCAGCACUCAAUCAUUCAGCUCCACAAACGCUGACAGCUCUUUUUGUCUCUGAGAGGAUCUUCUGAAUUCUAAGACACCAUGGGUGAGUGGGGUUUUCUGUCAUCGCUGCUGAAUAAGGUCCAGACCCACUCCACUGUCGUGGGAAAAGUCUGGCUCAGUGUGCUUUUUAUCUUCAGGAUCAUGGUCCUCGGAGCUGGAGCUGAGAAGGUUUGGAGUGAUGAACAGUCCAAAAUGAUUUGCAACACCAAACAGCCUGGUUGUAAGAACGUCUGCUACGACUACGCAUUCCCAAUCUCACACAUUCGGUUCUGGGUCCUCCAGAUUAUCUUUGUCUCGACACCAACUCUCCUCUAUCUCGGUCACGUCAUCCACGUCAUUCACAAAGAGAAAAAACUGAGAGAAUACAUCCAAACCCACUCUGGUAGUGAAUUUGUCAAAGUUCCCAAGUACUCUGACGAAAAAGGCAAAGUCAGGAUUAAAGGCAAUCUGCUGGGAAACUACAUGACCUCCAUCUUUUUCAGAAUCGUUCUGGAGGUAGCGUUCAUAGUGGGGCAGUAUUAUCUGUAUGGGUUUGUCAUGGAACCACUAAUCGUCUGCUCCCGGGCCCCGUGUCCCUUCACCGUGGAGUGCUACAUGUCUCGGCCCACUGAGAAAACCAUCUUCAUCAUCUUCAUGCUGGUCAUGUCCUGCAUCUCUCUUGUGCUCAACGUGGCAGAGAUCUUCUAUCUGGCAUGUUGUCAAUCAUCCAGACGGAAAUCGAAAACUGUGCCGACGACAGCCAUCGCCAUUCAUCCCCGUUUCACCAGCGACAGCCUGAUGAAAAACGAGAAGCUUAGCCUCCAUGACUCCAGCACGGCCUAAAACUUCAGGUCUGUUCUGCAGAAUCUGAAAAACCCAAACAAUUUAAGAAGGAACUAACAGGGUUAGAUGUGUUAAUGGUGCACACUCGUGCCAUUAUACUGAGUUAUUUAUUUAUAAGAUGUGAAGUUUCUAAAAUGAGAUUUUUUUUUUUAAUAUCUGAAGUCGUAAAAUGUUCAAAAAGAUUCAUUGUGCAUUACAGUAACAAACAAGAACAUGCGGUGACACAAUUUCCCUGGAAAAAUGGUUAAGAACUAAACUUUUUGUUUUGUUUCUUGCUCUUUAUUUUGUACAUAAUGUUAUGUGGGCCAGUUGAAAAUACUGUUUUCCCAAAUAAGCGUGUUGCACGACUUUGCAUGAGUUUUCUG